Molecule: messenger RNA, 1913 nt
Organism: Entelurus aequoreus (snake pipefish)
Lineage: Eukaryota; Metazoa; Chordata; Actinopteri; Syngnathiformes; Syngnathidae
Product: spindle assembly abnormal protein 6 homolog
Exons: 16
Coding region: 91-1812 (573 amino acids)
Biological process (GO): centriole replication
Cellular component (GO): centriole; centrosome
Source: RefSeq, a predicted model, not a curated record
AUUAAGCUGGAGGCCAAGCGCCGUUAAACAGGAAGAAGUAGAAGAAGAAGAAGAAGAAGUAGUAGUAGAAGAAGAAGAAGUAGAGGAGAAAUGAAUGUAAUGGCGGGAAAGAUGGAGAAGAUUUUCGCUGAAGUUGUUGAAGUCUGCGUCAGGUGCAGAGACUGCGAAGAAAGAAAAGCACAGCUCCGCAUCUCCGUGGAGCUUCAGAAGCGGCAAAGUCCAGUUCACAAAGGAGAUCUUCUUGUGAGGUUGACGGAUGACGUGGAUCCAUGUUUUCUCUACAGCCUCCACAUUUCAGAGGAAGAUUUUCAAAGUUUAAAAGUGCAGCAGAGAAUUCGGUUGGAAUUCACAUCGUUUCCCGACAUGCUCAUUGAGUAUUUUAAUGAAUGUCGGUCCGAGCAGAAGUCCAGCCAUCCCAGGUUCCAGCUGCUUCUUUCUAGUGACUCUGCCUCCCUCCAAGGCCCCGCCAACUUGUGUGUAAUGGAGAGAUGUUCCUACCAAGACACGGACCGCCUGACCCUGAGGCUCAAGCCAGGCUCAGACAGAGAAGUCAAUGAGUAUCUGGCUGCAUCUCUGACAUCUCUCAAGUUGGGAAAACAAAGCCUGGAGGAGAAACUCCAAAGAACUGAAGAGGAUCUGUCCAGGCGGCUGAAACAUGCUCAGCAGACUCUGUCAGAGAAGACCAAAGAGUUGGACGAGCUGCAUUUGGACUGGAAUCUUCAGACCAACUUGCUGUCCAACCGUCACUCGGAGCAGCUGCAGUCCGAGAAGGAGAAGGUGGCGGAGAUACAGAGCCGACUAGAGAAGCAGAAGCUGGAGCUGAGCCACAAGCUGGAGAGCGAUCGCCAGCAGUUUCAAACACGCCUGGCAGAACUGGAGAAAUCCUGCCAGGACCUGACGCAAGGGAGGUACAAAGACGAGUCGGCCAACAACGAGCUCAAAUGCAAGCUGGAGGGUGCCAAGCAGCAUUGUCGGCACUUCCAGCAGCGGGUGGCGUCUCUGGAGAAGGAGAACCACUCUCUCCACACAACCCUCCACGAGAAGGAGCGUCUGGCCAACCAGCUCCAGAUGAGGGUGGGCGAUCUGGAGCAGCACGUGGUCCAUACCAGCGAGGCGCUCGAGGCCACCAAGCAGCAGAAGGAGUGUGUAGAAGAAAAAGCAAAAAGUAGAGAACAUAAAAUCCAGAAACUUGAGGAGGAGGUGACAUCUUUGACAUACGACGUGAAUAAGGGCUACUACAUCAUCGAUAAGUUUAUGGAUGAGGAGCAAAAGUAUAGACAUGAGGUGCGAACUCUGGUGGUCAAACUCCAGGCCAAGGACGUUGAGCUGAAGAAACAGCAGAAGAUCCUCCAGGAGAUCCAGGCCAAACUUGAGCACACUGAAAAAGACCUCCAUGAGACUCAGCAGCAGCUCUCCAGCAAGGACCAGCAGGUUGAAAAGCUUGAAAAGCAGCUGAAUGAGAGCAAAGACUUGCUGCAAACCAACAAGAACGUCAUCAGUUGGCUCAACAGGCAGCUAAAUGACAAGCAGAUUGCAGAGAUGCCACACCUUCCAGAACCUUUGGAGAGUGCGUCUGCGCUGUCGUCUGCUGGACUACAGGUGAGGACGCAAUUCUAUCCUCAAACCUCCAAAGCGGCGUCCUCUGACCUAGAUGCAGUUCCUAAGCACACACAAUCUGCAGGUCUGGACCCCAAAUAUUUCAGGCGAUCGGACAGCAUUCCAGUCUACGGCCUUCCAGCCAGUCUGCCUCCCAGAGAGUCCCCACCUGAACGGAACACAGCACCUGUGCCAUCAACAUAUUUCCCUUCCUAAGCUUUAUUUAUUUAUUUAUUUUAAUUCAACCGUCAUUGUUCCUGUGUUUUGUAUUUUAACUUUAAUAAACAACAAAUUACUUAAUUUUGCUGUCAUAGUGA